UUGAUUGUGUUAUAAUAUUUCCUAAUACUCAAACACUUACUAUACAUUUGAAUGAACAAUUAAAAGUCGGUAAUACGUAUGAUGUUCGUAUUUCAUUCUUUCGAGCAUUAAGUAUACAUGGAACUGGUAUAUUUGAAAAUCAAUUUAAUACAAAUCAAUUUGGCACACAAACAUCUCGAAUGAUAUUAACACAUUUUGAGCCAGUACAUGCUCGAGAAGCAUUUCCAUGUUUUGAUGAACCAGGUUUUAAAGCCAAAUUUCAAUUAACAGUAAUACAUGAGACUAACACUCAAGUUUUGAGUAAUUGGAAUGAAGAAGAAACUAUUGUGAGUCAAAAUUUGACUUAUACUGAAUUUCAAACAGUACCACCAAUACCAACUGCAUUAAUAGCUUUUGCAAUAUUUUAUAGUAAUGAUUUUGAUAAGAAAACAGCAAUAGCAACACAUCCAAUAACUAAUCGAAAUAUUGAGAUUAAUUUAUGGGCACGAAAAUUAUUUUUUGUAAAUGAUAAUGGGGCCUACAUUGAUGGACCACUCCAUAUGAUUCAAGAAAUUCUUACUGCUCUUUUAAAGAUUUUUCAAGAAGUUCAAACUCCUAUUGUGCCAAAGAAAAUAGACAUUCUUGCCGUACCUGAAUAUCCAUCUGAUGCAGUAUCACAUUGGGGUUUCAUUAUAUUUUUUGAACGUGCUCUUCUUCAUAAUCCAGCAAUAACAUCAGAAAUUGACCAUCAAAAAAUUGCUUUAUCAAUUGCUAAACAAUUAGCUGAACAGUGGUAUGGAAAUUUUAUUUCAUUUCGAUGGUGGACAGAUUUAUGGUUAGAAGAAGCAAUUUCUAAUUAUUUAAAAUAUCAUGCAGUUAAUAUGGCUUUUCCACAAUGGAAUAUUCAUAAUCAAUUUUCUACUGGAGAACUUUUACCAACUAUGUUUGAUGAUUCUAUGAGUACAUCACAUCCAAUAGUGAAAACAGUUAAUAGUCCAACGCAAAUUGAUGAAUUAUUUGAUAGUAUUGAAACAACAAAAGCAACGGCAAUUUUACGAAUGGCUGAUUAUUAUAUGGAAAAAACUAUGGGUUCGAAAAAUAAUACAUUACUUAAUGUUGUGGUAAGCUAGUAGUCAGAAUAGUUUGAUAAGUUCAUUGACAAAAAAAAUGUCAAAUGCAGUGCUUUAUCCAGCAUAUGGAUCGAGAGAGCGAUGUUUCUUCGAAGAUCGAGUUUCUCAUCUCAAAGUUAAUGAUUAUUGUGCCAUAUAUAGAGAUGUACAGUUUCAUUUUAUUGACCAUCGACCGACGUCACCAACUCAGUGUAAUUAAUGUACACUGGCGUCAGUACUUACUGAUGCAUUGAAACACAUCGCUACAAAAAGGGCCUAUUUUAAUAGAGUUAGUGUCUCUAUGUUGCAGCGAAUGUGAAAGUUAUGGUAGUUAAUGCUUCAGUGAACCCUUUGCUAGUGACACACUGUUAAGCAUUUACAUCAACACUG
Molecule: messenger RNA, 1478 nt
Organism: Rotaria sordida
Lineage: Eukaryota; Metazoa; Rotifera; Eurotatoria; Philodinida; Philodinidae
Source: the annotation of a GenBank genome assembly